Closterium sp. Naga37s-1 is the source of this 2613-nucleotide messenger RNA. Lineage: Eukaryota; Viridiplantae; Streptophyta; Zygnematophyceae; Desmidiales; Closteriaceae. The record is from the annotation of a GenBank genome assembly.
AUGGACGAUCCUCGAAGACGUCCCGCCGGCGCGCCGCCUUCCCGCGGCCCGGCUGGCCCUUCUCCCGUCCGCAAUCCCGGGGGAAGCCCCAUGACAAGUAAUGCCUCUCGGCGCGGCCCGUCCAGCACUACUGGCGGCGGCGGCGGAGGCGGCGGGAGCUCAGCGGGCCGCGGGAGAGCGCGGCCGCUUAGGGGAACUUCCGGCACUUCCGCUCCCCCAGCGCAAAGGGGCGGGGGGGGACCUGGCGCAGCUCCGCCUGCUAAGUCCGCCGCCGCCGGCAGGGGCGCAAGGAGUGGGAAAGGCUUGCGCAUGCGCCCGGCACGCCCGCGCGUGCAGUUGCGGAAGUACCCCGGAUUAAAGCCCGCCAUAUCGAGCUACAGUAAGCUACGCGCACGCGCCACGGGUCAGCUCGUGGAGCCGAAAAAGCGCCUGCGGUUCAGCGAUCACGUGGAGGUUGCCACGUGGGACGCUGACGUGGACGAUAAUCACGGCGCCAACUCAGCAGCAGCUGCUGCCUCAAGCUUACCCACCGGUAGCAAAAGGCUUAUUCUCCGGAAUGUGUUUCUUGGCGCCGCGGAAAGUAUCAACGACGCUGCGGAAAGUUUGUUCGGGCAGUCCAAAAGGGAGCUUCCUAAGGAUCUGCCCACAGAGUUUGUCCGAGACGCUCCUAGAUCGAAGGAGUUAAAGAAGGCUUACAAAAAGGAGAUGCGCGCGCGGGGCGACAGUGAUUAUGCUAAGAAGGAACGCCGACCAAGGACCAAGAAGGACGGCGAAACGCGAGAGCGGAAGGCGGUCGCAGGCGGGCAGUCCGCAAAUAAAGAAGCGGGCAGGGGAAAGCCCGGCGAGAGGUCCGUAUUAUCCAGCGGAGCGCAGUCUUUCGGGCAGCUUGAAACCAAGUCGGAUCGGGCAGCACUGGAAAAGAAUCUCAUGCCAACUGGUAGCAAGAGCCUGAAAGUGGAAGGCGGAGGGGAAGCGGCGGGGGGCGCGGGAGGGGAGCUAGGAGGGGGGAAGGGAGGGAAAUUGCUGUCUGGGAGCUUGAUUCCUAGAGACCCGCGGACUGCAGCGGCUGCCGCUGCGGCAGUGGCGGCUGCGACGGCGGCAGCGGCGGCUGCGACUCCCGGUGCUGUUUCCGCCAGCGCAGCUGUUUCUGCUGGUGAGAGCGGCCUUGAUGCGAAAGAGGGUGACACGGAGGGGAUGGAGGAGAAAGUGAGGGAGGAGGGCGAGGGAGAAAAAGAGAGAGACAGCGACGACAGUAGUGUGAGCGAUAGUAGUGAUGAUGAUGACGACGACGACGACGAGGAGGAGGAGGAGCACGGGGUGUGGGUGGACGAGGAUGUAGAGUCGUCCGAGGGAGAGGAAGACGAGGAAUGGGGAGAAGAAGGCGUGGAGCAAGGCGCGCUGGAUGCUGACGUGGCAGCUGCUGCUGGCAGCCACGUGGCAGCAUGGGAUGGCGUGGAGGUCAAGCGGUUGGGAGAGAAGGAAGCGGGGGAAGGGGGAACGGGAGGGAAAGGGGAGGAAGCUGCAAGUCCAGCAGUAAAGACAAGUGCUGUGAGUCAGGCGGAAGGCGGAACCCCCAGGCGCAUGCGCAGUCCGUCCCCCAUAGGGGCGCCGCUUGCCCCCCGCGGGGCGCAGCCCUCGCCGCAGAUGGGCGCAACUGCAGUCGGAGUGGAGGCGUUGACUCUGGCAGAUAACGACAAAAAGCAGACCGGCGCCCCCCAAACGAACCAAUCAGUCGCCCGUAACGAAUUCGAACCCUUCGCGGUUACCGCCGCCUCUCGCCAAUCUUGGGGGUCAGCCAAGCAGCCUGGCAGCCGGCGAUCCACCUCAGUGCAACUGAACAUGAGUGAUAGCGAUCUCUACGCACAUUCUACUGAUGAUGCUGAUGACUAUGGGUUGCCUGUGCACGGUGGGGGGAGGGGGAACGAGUUUUCUAUGAGGCCGGGGGGGCAAGAUGGGGGUGGGGGUGUGAGGAGACCUGCUGGUGGUGCUGGCGCUGGUGGUGGUGGCGGUGGUGGUUAUGGUGGUGGUGGUGGUUACGGUGGUGGGGGAGGGGGUUACGGUGGUGGUGGGGGGGGGUGUUACAGUGGUGAUGGUGGUUACAGUGGUGGAAGGGAGGGGUACGGUGGUGGAAGAGAGGGGUACGGUGGUGGAAGAGAGGGGUACGGUGGUGGAAGGGAGGGGCACGGAGGUGGAAGGGAGGGGCACGGAGGUGGAAGGGAGGGGUACGGAGGUGGAAGGGAGGGGUACGGAGGUGGAAGGGAGGGGCACGGAGGUGGAAGGGAGGGGUACGGAGGUGGAAGGGAGGGGCACGGAGGUGGAAGGGAGGGGUACGGAGGUGGAAGGGAGGGGCACAGUGGUGGAAGGGAGGGGUACGGUGGUGGUGGUGGGGGUUACGGUGGUGGGGGUGGUUACAGUGGUGGUGGUGGGGGAGGCAUGCCCAGCCGCCCAGGAGGAGGAGGGGGGCAGGGUGGGGGAGCAGGGGGGGCGCGGAAGCCGCUGGAUUGGAAGCAGCAGAUGCAGCAGGCGAGCAAGGAGCAACAGAAGGACCGCAUUUUCAGGAUGCUGGCUGAUGGCUCGCAGGACAAGAGCCGUGGCGGGUAUGGGAAGAGAUAG